AUGUCAUUCUCUGAAGACCAAUUCAUUUCCAAAUUGACCUCAUUGGAAGAUUCUCAAGAAUCGAUUUCAAAUUCUGCAAAGUGGGUUCUAAGUCAAUAUCGGGAUUCCAAUAAAAUUGCGAAAUGUUGGAACUCGUAUGUUCUCAGACCGGACGUAAAUACAAGAAGAAAGCUACUAGCCAUAUACCUUGUGAAUCACGUCGUACAACAGGCCAAGGGACAAAAGAUUGGACAUUUUCAAGAGUCUUUUAACGGUGUUAUUUUAAAUGCAUUGAGUAAGAUCUACCGCGAUUUUCCAUCAGAUCUGAAACAGAAAGUUAAAAGAGUGGUUACUAUAUGGAAAGAAAGAGGUACCUUCUCAAAAGAUACUUUAAAUAGUCUUCUUCGGAGAUUUGAAGAUGAUUCUCACUCAAAAGCUGAUAUCCCAUCUGAUUUCAAGGUAGCAGUAACUGAAUACAUGAAAGUGAGGAAAAAUGAACAUAAUAUAAAAUCGUUAAAAUCAAGAUUCGAUAAAUCUAUAAUGGAAUUGGACUCCAGUAGUGUGGUAUACGCUGAAAAUUUUAAAACUGUAAAUAAAAUUGCUCAUGUUACUAAAGAUAGUAUCUUAAAUGAUAUAACAAGUAGAAAGAAGACAAUUGCAGAAUUAUCAAGACUUCUGGACGAACAAAAAAAUAAAUUAGAAGAGAGCGAAUCAAUGAUGAGUGAAAUUGACUUUUUAUUACUGUCCAAGGACCCUUCAAAAAUGGACCAAGCCGAAAAGAAUGAAGAUAUUUUACCAAGUUACGAAUAUAAUAAUGAUGACGACGACGACGAUGAUGACUCCUCUAGUAGUGAUAAUGAUGGAGAAAAAACCGCUAAUAAAAGAAGUCAACCUGUAUAUGCAGAAGAUGACGAACAGGAAGAUGUCAAGAGGACCAAAGUGACUGAUUAUUCGGACGAAAAUAACACAUCUUCAGAUACAAACAAUGAAGAGAUAGAGAACAAUGAUGGAAAUAUUGCCGAGGGCUCUGGUAUAACCUCUAAUAUACAGGAUCUACUGAGUAAACUUGCUAAUUAA
Messenger RNA from Kazachstania africana CBS 2517, 1056 nucleotides. It is a transcript of the gene RTT103, whose product is annotated as Rtt103p. The transcript has a single exon. Gene Ontology annotation, biological process: mRNA 3'-end processing. The record is from RefSeq and is a predicted model, not a curated record. Lineage: Eukaryota; Fungi; Ascomycota; Saccharomycetes; Saccharomycetales; Saccharomycetaceae. Gene Ontology annotation, molecular function: RNA polymerase II C-terminal domain binding. Bases 1 to 1056 code for a protein of 351 amino acids.